Molecule: messenger RNA, 1535 nt
Organism: Hyaloscypha bicolor E
Lineage: Eukaryota; Fungi; Ascomycota; Leotiomycetes; Helotiales; Hyaloscyphaceae
Product: MFS general substrate transporter
Exons: 7
Coding region: 1-1467 (488 amino acids)
Biological process (GO): transmembrane transport
Cellular component (GO): membrane
Molecular function (GO): transmembrane transporter activity
Source: RefSeq, a predicted model, not a curated record
AUGACAAAUUUUUUCACGGAAACCAAAACCAAUGAAGUUAUUGAGCUCUCCUCCACAUCCUCUGAAGUAGAGAAUUUAUCCCUAGAGCGUGCGCUACUGUGGAAACUCGACUAUCACAUCCUCCCUCUCCUCUACCUAGCCUACAUCAUUACAUUCAUCGAUCGAGCGAACAUAGGAAAUGUCAAGAUCGAAGGGAUGCUCACAGAUCUCGAUAUGAAGGGGAAUGACUACAACAUCGCGUUGAUCGUUUAUGCGGUGCCGUUUAUCUUGCUGGAGUUGCCUUCCAGUCUGGCGUUGAGGAGAUACCGGCCGGGGAAUUACAUUGCGUUUAUUAUGUUUGGUUGGGGUGUUGCUACUCUUGGAGCGGGAAUUACGAGAUCAUACGCUGGUCUGUUGGUGUGCAGGUUUCUGGUCGGAUGCUUUGAGGCGGGGCUGAUACCUUCUUGCACGUUCUUGAUGAAUCAAUACUACAAGAAGUUUGAGUUCCAACGACGAUACUCAUUUUUUUUCACCAGUUCACACAUUGGAGGCGCCUUUAGCGGGCUCCUUACAUAUGCUCUCGUGAAAAUGAACAACAUUGGAGGAUAUGCAGGCUGGAGAUGGGUCUUCAUAAUAGAAGGACUCUUUACAAUCCUCCUCGCAAUAACUUCAUUCUUCCUCAUUGUCCCCCUCCCCGAAGACGUCACCUUUCUCACCCCCUCCGAGAAAACCCUCCUCCUCAAGCGUUUGGAAGGUGACCACCUGACUGCCACCUCCGAAGACAAGACACCUCUCACCCUCUCACAAAUCAUCAAAAUAAUGACACACUGGAAAAUCGUUCUCCCAUUGCUAGCAUGUUUUGCAUGCAACAUUGCCACCUCAGCAACAACAGCUUUCCAACCAACCGUCCUCAAGAACCUCGGCUUCACCUCCUCAUCCGCACAAAUCCACACCAUACCCGUCUACAUGAGCGGACUCUUCUUCUGUCUUCUCUUCGGCUUUGCUUCCGACCUCACACGCAUUCGCUAUCCUUACGUCCUCUUCGGUUCCGCUAUAACUUUGGUUGGUUGGACGCUUGAACUCGCGGCCGUGAAGCACAUUGAUGUCUCUACAGGUCUAGGAUGGCCGCAUCAACGCUACGCCGGGAUAUUCCUGCUACUGAUUGGAUUUUCAAUAGAGUUGCCGAUCUUGAUUGUUUGGGCGGGAAGCAAUCUCAAAGGAAGGAAAGAGAGGGUUGUCGGGUUCGCGACACUGAUUGGAGGGAGUCAAUUAGGGAACUUGGUGAGCGCGAAUGUGUUUAUUGCGAAGCAGGAGAAGUGUGGGUUUAAGACUGGGAUGGCGACUGGUGUUGGGGUGGGUUGUUUGGGGGUUUUGGCGGUCAGUGUGUUUUUUGGGGGCUUGUGGUGGGAGAAUGGAGGUCUUGAGAAGAGGGAGAGCGAUGGUGGGGAUGGUACCGGCGAUGAGAGGGGGUUUAGAAAUGUGUUUUGAAUUGUGAGGUUUGAAUUAGUAUUGAUUCUAGGGGUCCGAUCGAAUUUCGAAGACGACGGGCAAUUUGC